AUGGAAAACGGUGGUGGAGUAAAUCAAAACAACAAGAUCAGUGCGGACGAUGUAAUUUCGAAGCUCAAGGACGACGGCGAUUUCGAUCGGCUCCGUCUCAAGAUCAUCCGCAAGCUCAAAGAAAACGAGGAGAUAAGGAAUAGCAUUGUAUCAAUGGUGAAGCAAUCAGCGGCACUUAAUCGUCCAGGAUCUGAAACUAUGAAGCCCCGGCAACUUUCUGAUGCCAUACAUGAAGAAGUUAGGGACAAAGUAAUGAGCCAAAUUUCUGAUGGUGUGUGGGAUAUAAUCAGAUCGGCUGAUGGCAUGAAAAGUGAAAUUACAGAAACAGUACAUUCAGUUUACAGUAAGUUAUUAAAUCCGAAAAUAAAUGAAGAUGGUGGAUCAUCAUCUCACAAUGACAUGAUGCCGGUUCAAAAGGGCCUUCACACUAAUCAAUUUGUCACGGCUUCGACCAGUGGAAUUGAUGGUACCUUGUCUGAUAGUGAGCCGAAAGAGCCACCAGGUUUCUCUGAAGGUGAUCGUUUUCAGAACAACAACCAGCAUGAGGAGCAACCAAAAGCGGAGAUGUGGCUACCUAUACAGGAUGGGAUGCCAGCAGAGGAACAGAAGGAAGAGCAUUGCCCAUCACAAGAUGUGUUGGAGCCUGAUGGUAUUGAUCUCGGUGCACCACCUGGAUUUUCUGCAGUCAUGGAGCUCAAAAAGCCAUGUGAUGGUAGUGACGAAGACCCCGAUGUGCCUCCAGGAUUUGGUUAA
This is a messenger RNA of Ilex paraguariensis (yerba mate), 753 nucleotides long. The record is from the annotation of a GenBank genome assembly. NCBI's taxonomy places the organism in Eukaryota, Viridiplantae, Streptophyta, Magnoliopsida, Aquifoliales, Aquifoliaceae.